AUGGAUGCUGUCGCUAGCGCCACAGUUGAGAUUCUCUUUGGUUCGGAUGCGCCUGAGAUCGUCAACAUUUCACAUCCACGGCCCGUCGUAUGGAAGGAUGUGAUGGCCGCUGUCAACGGAGGGUUAGGCAAGGACCUCCCGUUCGCUCCACUGGACGAGUGGGUACGGGACGUGGGGUCUGUGGCGGAGGGCGCGUCGGCUAACGACCUCGCCACAAUUCCCGCCAUAAAAUUACUAGAAUACUACCGCAGUAUAGCUAUGCUGGAGAGGAAAGCGCGGGAGGAACAGCUCCGCGAGAUCGAGGUGGGAGGGCUGCCAGUGUUCCAAACUAGCAGAGCGGUGAAAAUUAGUCCGACGCUUGCCGCCUUGAAACCACUCGGCGCAGAUGACGCUAGGGCGUGGGUGGGGCAUUGGAGAAGCAAGGGAUUUGUUGCAUGA
Messenger RNA from Fibroporia radiculosa, 438 nucleotides. RefSeq lists its product as uncharacterized. NCBI's taxonomy places the organism in Eukaryota, Fungi, Basidiomycota, Agaricomycetes, Polyporales, Fibroporiaceae. The coding region runs from base 1 to 438 and encodes 145 amino acids. The transcript has 2 exons. The record is from RefSeq and is a predicted model, not a curated record.